Salvelinus namaycush (lake trout) is the source of this 2394-nucleotide messenger RNA. RefSeq names its product 5,6-dihydroxyindole-2-carboxylic acid oxidase-like. Gene Ontology annotation, molecular function: oxidoreductase activity. Gene Ontology annotation, cellular component: melanosome. The coding region runs from base 1 to 2394 and encodes 797 amino acids. Lineage: Eukaryota; Metazoa; Chordata; Actinopteri; Salmoniformes; Salmonidae. The record is from RefSeq and is a predicted model, not a curated record. Gene Ontology annotation, biological process: melanosome organization; melanocyte differentiation. The transcript is spliced from 14 exons.
AUGGUGGAGGAGUACGAGGUGCAGACAGAGCAGGAGACUGUGACUGAGGAGGCUGGAGGAGAGAAGGAGCGAGAGGGGGAGGUGGAGGUGGAAGCUGAGGGAGUUGAGGGGUUAGAAGUGCUGCUGGACCCAGGUGAGAGCUCCAUGAGAUCCAUACCAGGGGAUUCUCAGGACCCCGCUAGCCCACUCAGCCCCCACCAUCCUGGGGGAGAGACGGAGAGCAACACCAUGGGAGGGGAGGAGAUCCUGGAGGAUGUGGAUCUGGAGUCGAACGACGGCAACAAGAUCAUCACGUUUAAGGACAACCUUUUAAACUUUGAUCCUGAUGAGGCUACGUCCACACUGGAUAACUUUGUGGAGGACAUUCCUGCCAUGGCCGAUGAGGAGGAGCCAGGAGAGACCAAUGAGGUGGUGGAGGUCACUACAGGCACUGAAAACUCAGAAUCAGAAUCAGGUCUGGAAGCCUGGAAGAUAGGAGCCGUCUCUGCUGCUGUGUUUCUGGUCCUGGAGAUCAUCGUCAUCAUCGUCUACGUCCUCAAGUGUCGUGACAAAACUAACAGCAGCCCAGCCCCAGCGAGGCUGUGUGAGGAGGGGCGAGUGGAGAUGGAGACAGGUGCAGCCCUGUGUAAUGAAGAGACUCUACCAGCCGGAGAUGGAGAAUGCCAACAAAUUGCUGUUCUAGCCCCGAGGGACCUGGACCCCUCUCUAACCCAACAGCAGCAGGAGGAGGAGGAGGAGGAGGGGGUAGAAAUGAUGGAUCUACAGCUCACCUCCAUAGAGGACCUGACCAACAGACCAGUAGAUCUUAUGUGUUGGCUGGGUCUCCUGGUGGUGCUGGGCCUGACCCCAUGGACCCUGGCACAGUUUCCCAGAGAAUGUGUCACCUCAGUGGGGCUACGGAGCGGCCAGUGCUGCCCCUCUCCCGCUGGAGCCCUGGGUGACGAGUGUGGUUCUGCCACAGGGAGGGGUCAGUGUGUGUCCGUAGCUGCCGACAGCCACCGCCACGGCCCCCAGUACCCACAUGAUGGCCGGGACGACCGGGAGCGCUGGCCGUUAAGGUUCUUUAACCGGACGUGCCGGUGUAACGGGAACUUUGCGGGGUAUAACUGUGGCCGGUGCCGACAUGGACUCACCGGAUCUAACUGUGAUCAGAGGAUAUCUGUGGUCAGGCGGAAUGUGAUGCAGAUGAGUUCAGCAGAGAAGCAGGCGUUUGUGAACUCUCUGGACCAGGCCAAAAGGACCGUCCACCCUGACCUGGUCAUCUGCACACGACGUUACCAGGAAGUGUAUGGUCCGGACGGUAACACCCCUCAGUUUGACAACAUCUCCAUCUAUAACUACUUUGUGUGGACACACUACUACUCUGUCAGCAAGACCUACAUGGGGGCGGGGCAGGCUAGCUUUGGGGGUGUGGACUUUUCUCACGAAGGCCCGGGAUUCGUCACCUGGCACAGGUUCCACCUGCUGCAGCUGGAGAGAGAUAUGCAGGACAUGCUGGGUGAUGCCACCUUUGCCCUCCCCUACUGGAACUUUGCCAUCGGCGGCAGUGAGUGUGACGUGUGUACUGACGACCUCCUAGGAGCCAGGUCUGCCUUCGAUAUGAACAGCCUCAGCCCCAACUCUGUCUUCUCCCAGUGGAGGGUGAUCUGUGAGAGUGUGGAGGACUACGACACUCUGGGAACCAUCUGUAACAAUUCAGAGACCAGUCCCAUCAGGAGGAACCCAGCAGGUAACGUGGCGCGGCCCAUGGUGCAGAGGCUGCCUGAACCCCAGGAUGUAGUGGACUGUCUGGACCUGAAAACCUUCGAUACCCCGCCGUACUACUCCACCUCUUCAGAGAGCUUCAGGAACACCGUAGAGGGCUACAGUGCCCCUCAGGGUGGUUAUGACCCAGUGGUGCGCAGCCUCCAUAACCUGGCUCACCUGUUCCUCAACGGGACGGGAGGGCAGACACACCUGUCCCCUAACGACCCCAUCUUUGUCCUGCUCCACACCUUCACUGACGCCAUCUUUGAUGAGUGGCUGAGCCGACACGCCCCAGGGGAGGCAGCGUACCCGGAGGAGAAUGCUCCCAUUGGUCACAACAGACAGUUCAACAUGGUUCCCUUCUGGCCCCCCGUCACCAACGCUGAGAUGUUCGUCACAGCCCCCGAGAACCUGGGAUACGCCUACGAGGUCACAUGGCCCACUCGCCCCUACACGCUGUCUGAGAUCAUCACCAUAGCGAUCGUCGCCGCGGUGCUGGUGGCUGCGGUGGUGUCGGGGGUCAUCGCCUGUGCUAUGCGUGCCCACGCUUUCCGCUCGGCUGAGGGACUGGAGCCGUUGCUAGGGGAGACCUUCCGUCGCUACUCGGAGGACGACAGACGGACAGACAAGAGCCAGUCUGUAGUGUAG